AUGGAACAGAGCGCCAAGCGACGCAAGGUAUCCCACAAGGGCGACUCCAAGAUCUCUGCCAACAUCGCGACGGCGAGUCCAUUCGUACUGCAGACGGACGAACUGUUGAAGGAAGUCAAAGUCAACUACGCCGAGGCUCUCGAUGGCGCCGACGCCCUGUUGCAUAAGAUCAGAAACUUGAUUCAAGGAAUUGAGUCUCACGGUCCUAUUCCUAUCGCCGAAGCCACGCGCAAGUUCCAGAAGACGAACAAGGUCAAAAUUCCCUACCCGGAUCCGAAACCCGCCGACGAUGCGCCGUACAAGCUGUCAUACGAAAAGCCCGCCGCUUACAAUGUCGUGGGCAGCUACGUCUCGAGGACGAUGAUCCAGGCUCAGGCCAACAAGGGCGUGGACAUGAUUGUGCAGAUGCCGGCUUCGCUAUUCCAAGAGAAGGAUCACCAGAACAUGCGGUACUUCUACCGCAGAGCCUACUAUAUUGCGAAUAUUGCAGCCGCUUUGCGCAAAGAGUUGGCAGGAUCUGCCGACCUGGAGUUCGAGAAUCUCAAUGGCAAUGCCCUUCUGCCUGUCCUCUCCAUCAGACCCUCUUCAACAUCCGAAUCUUCAGAAAGCGACGAGAGCGACGAGAAGGCCGAAUCGGGGUCUUCAAAGGCGGAUUUCGUCAUUCGGAUCAUUCCUUGCGCGCCCGAAGGUGUCUUCCCCAAGAAGAAGUUGCAUCCCGCGUACAACAGCAACCGAAAUGGGCAGCCGGAGAACGCCAAGGAGUCGACUGUGUCUACGCCCUUCUAUAGCUCGACCAUCAAGGCCGAAGACACCUUUGUCACGUAUCUGCGGGUCCUCACUAGAGCCAAGACGGAUUGCGCAGCCUUCGCAGACGCUUGCAUACUGGGAAGAAUCUGGCUCCAACAGCGAGGUUUGGGCAGUUCGCUGGCCAAGGGUGGAUUUGGUCACUUUGAAUGGGCAAUCAUGAUGGCCUUGCUGCUGCAGACCGGUGGACGGAACGGUCAGCCGGCGCUUUCUUCGGCUCUGAGCAGCACUGAGCUAUUCAAGGCCACUGUCCAGUUCCUUGCGUCUACCGAGUUUGCCAAGAAGCCCUUUGUCUUCGGCACGUACAAGCUGGGCGCUGACCUUAUUCGGGAGAACGGCCCCGUCAUGUUCGAUCCCGAACGUGAGGUCAACAUUUUGUACAAGAUGAGCCCCUGGUCGGCGAGCCUCCUCCACUUCCACGCCAGCACCACCAUGGAAGUACUUAACGACACUCUGGCGAACCAGUUCGAGCCGACCUUCAUCACCAAAGCCGACUUGCCGCUACACCUGUUCGACAGCAUUUUCGAGAUCCAAAAUGUGGACAGCAACUCAAAAAGCACCAACCCGGACCGGCGAGGUGCCGUCUGGGAUCUGAGUUUCAAGGCCUACACCGUUCUGAAGAAGGCGUUGAAGGAAAGGUCACAGCUGAUCCAUUUCGCGAGCCAAGACCCGGCACCGUGGUCAAUCACCAGCAACCAGCCCACGAACCUGUCCAACAUCCAAGUUGGCGUCAUCUUCGACCCUGCCAACAUGGGCCGCUUGAUGGAGUAUGGUCCUUCGGCCGAGCUCGAGAAGGAGGCGGCAAAGUUCCGCAAGUUCUGGGGUGACAAGGCCGAGCUCCGUCGUUUCCAGGACGGCAGCAUCCUCGAGUGCGUGCAGUGGACGAGGCAGACGUCUGCAGAAAUCUGCGAGGAAAUCAUCCGGUACGCCCUCCAGCGCCACGUGAGCCUCGGCGCCGGAGAUCUGCGCUUCCACGAUGCCGAUAUCCCCCCUUCCCUGGACAUCUCGCCCUUUGAUAGGGAAUCCUUUGAGGCAGCGAGAAAGGCCUUUAGCACGCUCGAGCAGGAUAUCCGCGGCCUGGAGGAGAUGCCUCUCUCGGUCAGACAACUCGCCCCCGUCGUACCCGAACUACGAUCCGCGUCGGUCACGCCGCCCUUUGCGCUCUCUCAGAAAUCCGGCCCUCCGCCCAUGGACGUGAACCUCUACUUCGAGGCAUCCAGCAAGUGGCCGGAGAACCUCGUCGCCAUCCAGGAGACCAAGAUUGAGUUCCUUCUCGACAUCGACCGUCGGUUACGCGCCGCCCACGAUAACAUCUCGACGAGCCUCGGCCGCGACAACGCAGCAAGGGACAUUGACAACCUCGCCUACCUGGACAUCAUCUACCCGAACGGUGCCGCCUUCCGCCUGCGCAUCUACGCAGAGCUCGAAGAGACCCUCCUAGACCGCCAGGCCAGGAACAAGACGCUGGACCCCCAGAGUAGAGUACAGGCCGAAGAGGCCCUCUUCAACCUCAACUGGCGCCACAAGCACCUGCCCCUCCACACGCAGACAAUCACAACCUAUUGCACCCGCUUCACCACCCUCUCCAACACGAUCCGCCUCGUCAAGCACUGGUUCAACGCACACAAGCUCGCGGGCCACAUCUCGGAAGAGCUCAUCGAGCUCCUCGCCCUCCACGUUUUCCUCAACCCGAACCCCUGGAAGGUGCCCUCCAGCACAAUGUCCGGCUUCCUCCGCACGAUCCUCUUCCUCUCCCGCUGGGACUGGCGCGACGAGGCCCUCGUCGUCGACUCCUCCGACGAUAUGACGGCCGAUGACCGCGCCGUCGCCCAGCAUCACCUCGAGGCCUGGCGCGCCCGCGACCCGACAAUGUCCCACGCCGUCCUCUUCGUCGCCACCCCGCACGACCACCUAGGCCUAGCCUACACCCGCCAGGGCCCCUCCAAGCUCCUCGCAACCCGCAUGACCCGCCUCGCGAAAGCCGCCAGCAAAAAGAUCAAGGAGCAAGGCAUUGCGCUCGACGUCGCCGAGCUCUUCCAACCGUCCCUGGCAGACUACGACGUUCUCCUUCACCUCUCCACCUCGGGCCUGAAACGCGUCGCCCGCGACGCCGCCUCCGAGGCGGGCACCCGCACCUCCCUCUUCAAGAACCUCGACGAGCGGACGGGCAAGAUCCCGCUGCCGCUCGCGCGACACCCGGCGACGGUCCUGUUGUCGGAGCUCGAGACGGCGUACGAGGAUACCCUCGUCUUCUUCCACGGCGCGUCCGGCGACGCCGUCAUCGGCGCCAUCUGGCAGCCUAAGCUGCGCAGUCGACAAAAGUUCCGCGUCGGUCUGCCGUACAACUUUCACCGGGUCGAGGGCGACAGCGAAGACGACGAUGAGGGCGAUGUGGUUGAGGUGAACAAGCCGGCUGUGCUGCUGGAGAUUGCUAGAAUCGGUGGUGACUUGAUCAAGAAGAUUGAGCUCACUGAAUAG
Messenger RNA from Colletotrichum fioriniae, 3282 nucleotides. RefSeq names its product U3 snoRNP protein (gene UTP22). Lineage: Eukaryota; Fungi; Ascomycota; Sordariomycetes; Glomerellales; Glomerellaceae. The record is from RefSeq and is a predicted model, not a curated record. Gene Ontology annotation, cellular component: CURI complex; small-subunit processome; UTP-C complex. Gene Ontology annotation, biological process: rRNA processing; tRNA export from nucleus.